Messenger RNA from Penicillium canescens, 1947 nucleotides. RefSeq names its product PAN-complex poly(A)-binding subunit PAN3. Gene Ontology annotation, molecular function: ATP binding; poly(A) binding; metal ion binding. The coding region runs from base 1 to 1947 and encodes 648 amino acids. Gene Ontology annotation, cellular component: PAN complex; P-body. Gene Ontology annotation, biological process: protein phosphorylation; mRNA processing; nuclear-transcribed mRNA poly(A) tail shortening. The transcript has 9 exons. The record is from RefSeq and is a predicted model, not a curated record. Lineage: Eukaryota; Fungi; Ascomycota; Eurotiomycetes; Eurotiales; Aspergillaceae.
AUGGCAUCUGCCGGAAAGCCUCCACUGGAGGAUGCUCGUCGAACAACCGGUUCGCCGAAAAUGAAGAGCCGAGAGAAUGCGAAAGAGACUCUGUGUCGCAACGUGACGAUAUACGGGCGAUGCCGCUAUGAAGAUAAAGGCUGCGCUUUCAACCAUGACCCAACAAAACUGAACGCCAAUCAAUCGGACAGCAAGAAACGCUUCAAUGUAGACUCACCCAGUUUCACACCAUCUUUGCUCUCUGGAAAUGGCGUGGCUGGCCCAAAGAAGUCGACUGCGAUAUCCCCCAAAGCUGCCAGUGCAGCUCCCUUUCAGCCCCGAGGUGCCUCAUCACGAUCGAACACAAGUACGCCUGGACUGCGAGCAGAAGCAGGAGGAGAGUGGGCGGUGGCAGACGUCCAAGAAUUUGUCCCCCAAGGGUUCGAGCACGUGGCCUCUCUUCCAGGCAAUGGCAAUGGUGCCAUCACGUCCCCGAAUGCCUUUGAUCCCUUUGUGGCUGCCCCAUCUCCUAUGACCCCCGGAGCAGUCGGUUCUGUCUCGGCCAACCCUUACGCCCAUGACCCAGCUGCCAUGGGAGGCGCAUUCUUUGCGAACCAAGCUGGGUUCCAGCAGCCGGUCCAGUACCAUCUCUAUGCCCCCAUCGGCCCUCAUAAUCAGAACACUCUAGGAUAUCAGCGAAAUGUCCAUGAUCUCUUUCUUCCUAACGAUCUCCGUGAAGAACUGCAGAAGAAAUCUGCGGCUACCCUGCAGACCCUCCCCAACACCAACCUCCCUCCUCAAGUUGACUACUUCCACUCCCUUGUUCCGCUGGAUCUUAAUCAUCAGAAGAAUGCUGCGACCUUUGGCUACCCGAGCUGGAUCUACAAGGCACAGUCUAGCAAAGAUGGUGACUUUUAUGCCCUUCGGCGUCUUGAGGGUUUCCGCUUAACCAAUGAGAAGGCUAUCCGGUCGGUUCAGGCCUGGAAGCGUGUUUGCAGCGGAAGUGUGGUGACUGUCCAUGAUGCUUUCACCAGCCGGAGCUUCCAAGACAGCUCUUUGAUUGUUGUUACCGAUUACCAUCCCCUGUCCAAGACACUUGCAGAGCAGCAUCUGAGCGCUGGAGCCCGCUACCAAAACCGAGGCCAGAACGCUCCCAUUCCUGAGCAGGUGCUCUGGGGCUACAUGACUCAGAUCGCGAAUGCACUCAAGGCCAUUCACUCGCAGGGUCUUGCUGCCAGAGUUCUUGAGCCAGGCAAGGUCUUGCUUACCAGCAAGAAUCGCAUUCGCUUGAACGCCUGUGCUGUUCUGGAUGUGGUGCAGUUCGACUCCCAGCGGACUGUGGAUGACCUCCAGCGCCAGGAUCUGGUGAAUUUCGGACAAUUGAUUGUCACUCUGGGCGCCAACACCCCUACCGUCAUGCACAACCCUACCAAGGCCAUGGAGCAUUUCACCCGUGCUUACAGCCCGCAGAUGAAGAACUCUGUGUUCUGGCUGCUGAGUGGACUGCAAAAAGAUCAGGAGCGAACCAUCGAUACUUUUAUUACUGGAAUCUCAUCUCAGCUGAUGUCGACUUUUGACUCGGCUCUUCACAUGGAUGAUCAGCUUACCUUUGACCUCAGCCGCGAGCUGGAGAAUGGACGACUUGUGCGCCUGAUGGCCAAGCUCAACUUCGUCAACGAACGCCCUGAAUAUGAAUUGGACCGGCAGUGGUCUGAGACUGGAGAACGUUACUUCUUGAAGAUGUUCCGCGAUUUUGUUUUCCACCAGGUGGAUGCCCAAGGUGAUCCGGUGCUUGAUCUGGGACAUGUUUUGAUGUCCCUGAACAAGCUUGAUGCGGGAACUGAUGAGAGAAUCACUUUGAUCAGCCGUGACGAGCAAAACAUUUUCAUUGUUACUUACAAAGAGCUGAAGAAGAGUCUUGAGUCCUCCUUCCAGGCUCUCAUGAAAUCAGGAAGACGGAUGCAUUAG